This is a messenger RNA of Grammomys surdaster, 929 nucleotides long. RefSeq names its product coiled-coil domain containing 70 (gene Ccdc70). NCBI's taxonomy places the organism in Eukaryota, Metazoa, Chordata, Mammalia, Rodentia, Muridae. The transcript has a single exon. The record is from RefSeq and is a predicted model, not a curated record. Bases 73 to 747 code for a protein of 224 amino acids.
GCCAACUGACCUGGACGUGGCCAACAGCCCUGACCUCCAACAAAGCCAUCCACCAUUCCAGCUGAUUGGAAGAUGUUUCCCUUCAAGGUGAGCAAAUGGAUGGGACUGGCCUGCCUCCGGUCACUGGUGCCACCCUCACCCAGUAUCCGUCAGGAGAAAUUAAUACAUAAGCUGCAGGAGGAAAAGGCUUUUCGAGAAGAGAUGAGAAAUUUCCAUGAGAAAAUAGAAGAUUUCAGGGAAGAGAUCUGGGAGUUCCGAGGCAAGAUCCGGGCUUUCCGGGGCCAGAUCCUGGGUUUUUGGGAAGAAGAGAGACCUUUCUGGGAAGAAGAGAAGAUCUUCUGGAAGGAAGAAAAAACCUUCUGGGAAAUGGAAAAAUCUUUCCGUGAAGAAGAGAAGGCUUUCUGGAAAAAAUACAGAACCUUCUGGAAGAAGGACAGGGCAUUCUGGAGAGAGGACAAUACUUUAUGGGAAAGAGACCGGAAUCUUCUUCAGGAGGAUAAGGCCCUAUGGGAGGAGGAAAAAGCCUUGUGGGUAGAAGAAAGAGCCCUGCUUGCAGAAGAAAAGGCUCUGUGGGAGGAUAAGAAGUCCCUCUGGGAGGAAGAGAAUGCCCUCUGGGAGGAAGAAAAAGCCUUCUGGGUGGAAGGUGGUGGCUUCCAUCUCCUUGGGGAGCAGAGGCCCCAAAACGGUCCCUACAAUGCCAAUGAAGAGCCACAGCAGUCAACACCCUUCCCCCGAGGGCGUGCUUAGUGAACACUGGACACAGAGGGCCAUGGGGUGCAGACAUCACUGGUGGGGAUUGAAGUCCAGGGUUACCCCAUGCACUAGAAGAAAUAGACACUAAUUUGUCUCUUUGCCAUGAAAGAGAUAAUAAAAGUCCUGAAGAGAGGUUUGACAAAACAGCUCUUCCAGAGAGGUUGGCUUCAUUCUCC